ACAACUUUACACCUGAAUGAACGCCAAACCUCUGUGGAUAUAUAAAGGGAACCUUGAGGAGGAAUUUCACAGUUACAGUGCAGAAGCAGAGGGAAGGGAAUUAACCAGCUCUUCAGCCAAGCAAAUCCUCUACUCACCAUGCUUCCUCCUGCCAUUCAUUUCUAUCUCAUUCCUCUAGCAUGCAUCCUCAUGAAAAGCUGUUUGGCUUUUAAAAAUGAUGCCACAGAAAUCCUUUAUUCACAUGUGGUUAAACCUGUUCCAGCACACCCCAGCAGCAACAGCACGCUGAAUCAAGCCAGAAAUGGAGGCAGGCAUUUCAGUAACACUGGACUGGAUCGAAGCAGUCGCGUUCAGGUGGGUUGCCGGGAGCUGCGUUCCACCAAGUACAUCUCUGAUGGCCAGUGCACCAGUAUCAGCCCUCUGAAGGAGCUGGUGUGUGCCGGUGAGUGCUUGCCUCUGCCAGUGCUCCCUAACUGGAUUGGAGGAGGCUAUGGCACCAAGUACUGGAGCAGGAGAAGCUCCCAGGAAUGGAGGUGUGUCAACGACAAAACACGCACGCAGAGAAUCCAGCUGCAGUGUCAGGAUGGCAGUACCCGCACCUACAAGAUCACGGUUGUCACCGCCUGCAAGUGUAAGAGGUACACCCGGCAACACAACGAGUCUAGCCACAAUUUUGAGAGCGUGUCCCCUGCCAAGCCAGCCCCACAUCACAGAGAGAGGAAGAGAGCCAGCAAAUCUAGCAAGCACAGCAUGAGUUAGAACUCAGACUCUCAGACUGGACUAACUUAGUAGACCAUCUGCUUUACAGAUUUGAUUGCUUGGAAGACUCGAGCCUGCCACUGCUAUUUUGCUCACUUGAAAGUAUAGGCUUUCAGCUUUGAUCAAACCCAGAAAGCUGUCCUAAGUAUCAGGACCUUCUCUGGGAAUAGCUUUUUCCUUUUCAAGUUUUUUUCUUCUUCAAAAUGUAUGAGUGCAAUUUUACAUUUUAAUUCCAUGCAUCCUGUAGUUUUAACUCCUCAUCAUUCUUAAAAGACUAUCGAUACUAUGUAAAUGACUGAAACAUUAAAUUUGAAAACAGAAAAGGGUCUCUCUUACUCUCUGUUUCCAUUCCUGAGCCCCUCCCCACUCUUUACAAAUAAAAACCCUUCAAAACUGAAAAGAAGUGUCGCCAUGAAUCCCCACAGGAACAUUGCAGAAAGGUGCUUUUUGGGGUCAUUUUAAUGAGAAUAGCUUAGCAGUCUUGAGUGGUCUUCCUUUAAAGGAAAGAGGAAGACUUUGUGGCAUAUCACUUAAAAAAUAUGCCCUGUAGCUUUCUCCAGCUGCACGGUACAAAAUUAUACCCUGCAUGCUGACCCUGGCUUGGAAUGGAAUCCCAGAAAUGCAUGGCAGUAGCUAAUAAGUAAAGCUGAUUAUUUAUUUGUCAAUGUUGUUAUUUAAUGAGCUUUCACAUGUGAUUUUUUUCAAAAUGUUAAUUUUUUAGUGUUUUGAAGCUUGUCAUGUACCUAAAAUAUUUUCCUAAAUGAUUUGUGCUUGAUCUAGAAAAUAUGAAAAUACAUGUUGUAGAUAUGUAAAAUAAGUAUUUUAGUCGCCAUAUUACACACAUUUCAUCAUUAACUUUAUCAACAGUGUGGAUCUUUAAAAAUUAAUAAGAUGCUUUGGAAAGCUGAAAUAUGUAUCACUUUCUUAGUCUGUGCAAUCAGGUGACUUAACUUUCAACUUCAUUGGUUUCCUUGAACAAAAAUAAACACUGCUAAAAGUUA
Messenger RNA from Perognathus longimembris pacificus (Pacific pocket mouse), 1760 nucleotides. It is a transcript of the gene Sostdc1, whose product is annotated as sclerostin domain containing 1. The coding region runs from base 139 to 759 and encodes 206 amino acids. The record is from RefSeq and is a predicted model, not a curated record. The transcript has 2 exons. Gene Ontology annotation, biological process: negative regulation of Wnt signaling pathway; negative regulation of BMP signaling pathway. Gene Ontology annotation, molecular function: BMP binding. Lineage: Eukaryota; Metazoa; Chordata; Mammalia; Rodentia; Heteromyidae.